This is a messenger RNA of Topomyia yanbarensis, 1555 nucleotides long. Its product is annotated as NAD-dependent protein deacetylase Sirt6-like. The transcript has 3 exons. The record is from RefSeq and is a predicted model, not a curated record. The coding region runs from base 114 to 1178 and encodes 354 amino acids. Lineage: Eukaryota; Metazoa; Arthropoda; Insecta; Diptera; Culicidae. Gene Ontology annotation, molecular function: NAD+ binding.
AUUAACAGUGUUUUCCAUGCGUAUCAAAACAACACAGACUGACUUAUGCGUUGCUUCGUUGGAGUUUGUUUAUAAUUUUUAUGCUUUGAAGCGCGUUUUAGAUUUAUGUGUGUAUGAUCAUUAUAUGCUUGUGGCUUGAGGAGAUGUCCUGUAAUUAUGCCGACGGUUUGUCUGAUUAUCAGAAUAAAGGAGUCCUUGGAGUACCAGAGGUAUUUGAUGACGACGAUACUGUAGAUCAAAAAUGCGAACAACUUGCCAAAAUGAUUCAAGGUGCUGAACACGUCGUGGUUCACACAGGGGCAGGAAUAAGUACAAGCGCUGGUAUUCCUGAUUUUCGGGGUCCAAAAGGAGUGUGGACGCUGGAACGAAAAGGUGAGAAACCGACAAUGAAUGUUGCUUUUGAUGAGGCCAUUCCAACUAAAACCCAUAUGGGACUGAAACGGUUGGUGGAAGCUGGAUUUGUAAAAUACAUUGUAAGUCAGAACAUCGAUGGAUUGCAUUUGCGUUCUGGAUUAGAACGCAAGCACCUAGCUGAAUUGCACGGUAACAUGUUCAUUGAGCAAUGUCUCAAGUGUCGACGUCAGUAUGUUCGCAGUAAACCAGCUCCAACUGUGGGCAAAAAACUCACCGGUGCAGUUUGCAAGGGAACUAAAAAUUCUCGAGCUUGUCGCGGUGGUAAUUUGAUUGAUAACAUACUAGAUUGGGAGCAUGACUUACCCGAGGACGACUUGGACUUAGCGUUUAUGCAUUCCGCCCUGGCAGAUUUGAAUAUAUGCCUAGGUACGACACUGCAGAUAGUGCCCAGUGGUAAUCUACCUCUGCGGAAUAAGCGUUACGGUGGGAAAUUGGUUAUCUGCAAUUUACAACCAACGAAGCAUGACAAAAAAGCUGAUCUCAUCAUCUCCACCUACGUAGAUACAGUAAUUGAAAAAGUCGCAAAGAGGCUUGGAGUGGAAAUUCCUCCCUAUACUGAGGAACACGACCCCACAAAAGAUAAUCCAUGUUCAUUGGAGUGGACGAUUCCUUCGGAGGAUGUGAAGGCAUUGGACAAACAGUAUUCCAAAAUCAUACGGGAAAAGUCAAACGUUCGUAAACAGGGUUUGAACAACAGUUUUAAGGACGAAAUGGAAGACUUUGUUUUAAAAUCUAAGAAGUUGAAAAAGGAGGAGGUCGUUUAGAGCGCUACAUGAUGGAGCUGAACAGUAAUUUUAAAAAUAUAUUCGCUAAUCAAACGGACAUUAAAUUUUGUUAUUUUUUGAGUUGAACCUUUUCUCGAACGUGAUGACGUGAUGCAGAUAUCUUGAGUAAUCUUGGAAGCUUUAUACAUAUAAUAGUACACUUUUUUCGACUUUCUGGCCAAGAAUGGACGAUUAACAUGCGUCGGUAGAUAAAUUGUACCUUAAUUUAUCCAAUCCGAUCUUCCCGAAUAAAUAGAAUAUAAAUUGAACACCGGAAGGACAUUAUUCUAUCAUAUACGCCAGUUAUUUAUCCAUUCCCGGACCCAGCUGCCACAAAUACUCAGACGAACACAUACACAGAUAGACAUACGACUAGC